AUCUCCAUAACACUUUCUGCGGUCCUCCUGGUGGGGUCCAGCCGGGCGGAGCUGAAGCUUGAAGCGUCUAAGAGCGGCGCUGAAGGCUCCGAGAUCGGACAUGGAAUCAACCGCGAUCAUUCGUCGGAAGAACGUCUGGGUGGCGCUUUCAAAGGAAGACUGAGCGGAAAUAGUGGAGCCAAGAUCAAUGGCUUUGAUGACGGACACGGAGCAGCAAUUUUGGGAGGCGGACACGCUGGAGGCUCUGAUGAAUUUGGACAUGGUGGAGGAGCUACUAGUUUCGGACAAGGAGGAGCUGGUAAUUUUGGAUUCGGUCGUGGAGCGGUUAAUUUCGGACACGGUGGUUCCUUUGGAACAGUUCAAGGUGGACACACCGGCGUGGAAAAGGGCGGACCUGGGACUCCUUUUGGGACAUCAUUUGGGGCAUCUCAUGGAGGAUCCAUCAAUGUUGUGCAUUCUGGACCCGUCGGUACUACACAUGGUGGAUCCCCAGGUCUGCUACAUGCUGGGCCGACCGGUGGUGGACAUGCUGGAAAUAUAGUGUUCGGACAUGGUGGCCAUAUUGGUCCCAUACACGGUGGAUCUGCUACAGUUGGCCAUAUUGGAUCCAUCGGACAUAGAGGAGCCCUUGAAUCUGGACACAUUACAGAUGUGGGAGCAUUGCAGGGUGCAACCAGCGACUUUGGACAUAGUGGGCUCGUUGGCACUGGACAUGGUGGGGCCCUUGGUCCCGGACAUGGUGGCUCUCUCAGUCUUAGACAUGGUAGGAUUUUCGGUGGUGGAGAUGGUGGAUUUAUUAGGAUUGGACAGCGGGGUUUACACAAUGGUGGUCAAAUUAGACUCUUUGGUGGAGCCCAUGGUGGACUUUCUGGCGGUGGACUUGGUGGAGCCCUUAGUGGAGGACAUGGUGGAGCCCAUGGUGGCCUUUCUGGCGGUGGACUUGGUGGAGCCCUUAGUGGAGGACAUGGUGGAGCCCUUAGUGGAGGACAUGGUGGAGCCCAUGGUGGACUUUCUGGCGGUGGACUUGGUGGCCUUUCUGGUGGUGGACUUGGUGGACUUUCUGGUGGUGGACUUGGUGGACUUUCUGGUGGUGGACUUGGUGGAGCCUUUAGUGGAGUACAUGGUGGAGCCCUUAGUGGAGGACAUGGUGGAGCCCUUGGUGGAGGACAUGGUGGAGCCCUUAGUGGAGGACAUGGUGGAGCCCUAAGUGGAGGACAUGGUGGAGCCCUAAGUGGUGCCCUUAGUGGAGGACAUGGUGGAGCCCUAAGUGGAGCUCUUAGUGGAGGACAUAGUGGAGCCCUUAGUGGAGGACAUAGCGGAGCCCUAAGUGGAGGACAUGGUGGAGCCCUUAGUGGAGGACAUAGUGGAGCCCUAAGUGGAGGACAUGGUGGAGCCCUUAGUGGAGGACAUGGUGGAGCCCUUAGUGGAGGACAUGGUGGAGCCCUUAGUGGAGGACAUGGUGGAGCCCUUAGUGGAGCCCUAAGUGGAGAACAUGGUGGAGACAUUAGCGGAGGACAUGGUGAAGCCCUAAGUGGAGCACUAAGUGGAGGACAUGGUGGAGCCCUUAGUGGAGGACAUGGUGGAGCCCUUGGUGGAGGACAUGGUGGAGCAAUUAGUGGAGGACAUGAUGGAGCCCUAAGUGGAGCCCUAAGUGGAGAACAUGGUGGAGCCCUUAGUGGAGGACAUGGUGGAGCCCUAAGUGGAGCACUAAGUGGAGGACAUGGUGGAUCCCUUAGUGGAGAUCUUAGUGGAGGACAUGGUGGAGCCCUUGGUGGAGGACAUGGUGGAGCCCUUAGUGGAGGACAUGAUGGAGCCCUAAGUGGAGGACAUGGUGGAGACCUUGGUGGAGGACAUGGUGGAGCCCUAAGUGGAAAACAUGGUGGAGCCCUUAGUGGAGGACAUGGUGGAGCCCUAAGUGGAGGACAUGGUGGAGCCCUUGGUGGAGGACAUGGUGGAGCCCUUAGUGGAGAACAUGGUGGAGCCCUUGGUGGAGGACAUGGUGGAGCCCUUAGUGGAGGACAUGGUGGAGCCCUACGUGGAGGACAUGGUGGAGACCUUGGUGGAGGACAUGGUGGAGCCCUAAGUGGAGGACAUGGUGGAGCCCUAAGUGGAGCCCUUAGUGGAGGACAUGGUGGAGCCCUUAGUGGAGGACAUGGUGGAGCCCUAAGUGGAGGACAUGGUGGAGCCCUUAGUGGAGGACAUGGUGGAGCCUUAAGUGGAGGACAUGGUGGAGCCCUAAGUGGAGGACAUGGUGGAGCCCUAAGUGGAGGACAUGGUGGAGACCUUGGUGGAGGACAUGGUGGAGCCCUUAGUGGAGGACAUGGUGGAGCCCUUAGUGGAGGACAUGGUGGAGCCCUUAGUGGAGGACAUGGUGGAGCCCUUGGUGGAGGACAUGGUGGAGCCCUUAGUGGAGAACAUGGUGGAGCCCUUGGUGGAGGACAUGGUGGAGCCCUUAGUGGAGGACAUGGUGGAGCCCUAAGUGGAGGACAUGGUGGAGACCUUGGUGGAGGACAUGGUGGAGCCCUAAGUGGAGGACAUGGUGGAGCCCUAAGUGGAGCCCUUAGUGGAGGACAUGGUGGAGCCCUAGGUGGAGGACAUGGUGGCUCCGUUGGAGGUGACUCCGUUGGAGGUGGCUCUAUUGGAGGUGGCUCUAUUGGAGGUAGCUCUUUUGGCAUUGGACACGGAGGCAGCUCUUUUGGUAUUGGGCACGGAGGCAGCUCUCUAGGUAUUGGACACGGAGGCGGUUCUAUUAGUGCAGGGCACGGAAGCACCGCUCUUGGUAUUAGACACGGAGGCGGAUUAAGUGUAGGACACGGAGGCAGUUCUCUUGGUAUUGGACACGGAGGCAGCUCUCUGGGUAUUGGACACGGAGGCGGUUCUCUAGGUGUAGGACAUGGAAUCAGCGCUCAAGGUAUUGGACACGGAAGCGGCUUCCUAAAUUCUGUACACGGAGUCGGCUCCCUAAAUACCGGACACGGAGGCGAGUUUAUAGGUAUUGGACACGGAGGCGAUUCUCUAGGAAUUGGACACGGAGGCGGCACUUUUAGCGUAGGACACGGAGGCGUUUCGCUGGGACUAAAACACGGAAGCAGCGCUCUGCGUUCAGGUCCCACAGGUGGCUUCAUUGGACCUCUUAAUCACGGACCAGCACAAGGCGGCUCCGGAGUCGCCGUGGCUUUUGGAACCAGACUAGGAGGAAACUCUCUAGGUCAGGUGCAAGGGACUAGACAUAAAGGAAUCAGCGGGAGAAAACACGGUUCCCUUGGGCCAAGCGGAGCCGAAGCCAAAGUGGAUCUUGGCGUCGCUAGCGGAAGACGUCACGGCGGAGGAUUCGAACACAAGAUUGUCACGCAUACUGCACUCUCCGGGAGCAGCGAGAAAGGCUUUCUGAGACAGUUUGCUUAA
Procambarus clarkii (red swamp crayfish) is the source of this 3405-nucleotide messenger RNA. Lineage: Eukaryota; Metazoa; Arthropoda; Malacostraca; Decapoda; Cambaridae. The record is from RefSeq and is a predicted model, not a curated record.